AGGUGGCGGUGGUUGAUGGUUGACCGUUGGCUCCAGGGUAGGGGUCGCCGCUCGGGCGAUCGGCUCAGACCGGGCUUGGGUGAGCGUAUUGCUGACGCUCGGCCGUGAGCCCGCGGGCAACACCUAGCUCGGCUCGGCGAUGCCAGCCGGGAGUAACGAGCCGGGCGGCGUCCUCAGCUAUCAGAGACCAGAUGAAGAAGCUGUGGUGGAUCAGGGUGGGACCAGUACAGUUCUCAACAUUCACUAUGAGAAAGAAGAGUUGGAAGGACAUAGAACUCUGUACGUGGGGGUUCGGAUGCCGCUGGGUCGGCAGAGCCAUCGGCACCACCGAACCCAUGGCCAGAAGCACCGGAGACGGGCACGAGACAAAGGAGCCAGCCAGGGAGAGGAAGGCCCGGAGGCCCUGGCCCACGACACACCUUCUCAGCGUGUUCAGUUCAUUCUUGGCACUGAGGAAGAUGAAGAGCAUGUGCCUCAUGACCUGUUCACAGAGCUGGAUGAGAUCUGUAUGAAAGAGGGAGAAGACGCUGAGUGGAAGGAGACAGCCAGGUGGCUGAAGUUUGAAGAAGAUGUUGAGGAUGGGGGAGAACGUUGGAGCAAGCCAUACGUGGCAACCCUUUCAUUGCACAGUCUCUUUGAACUAAGAAGCUGCCUUAUUAAUGGAACAGUCCUUCUGGAUAUGCGUGCAAACAGCAUAGAAGAAAUUUCAGACCUGAUCUUGGACCAGCAAGAACUGUCCAGUGACCUGAAUGACAGCGUGAGGGUUAAAGUGCGGGAAGCCCUUCUCAAAAAGCAUCAUCAUCAGAAUGAAAAGAAGAGAAACAACCUCAUUCCUAUUGUUCGCUCCUUUGCUGAGGUUGGCAAGAAGCAGUCUGAUCCUCAUUCGAUGGAUAAAAAUGGUCAAACAGUAUCUCCUCAGUCUGUUCCAACUACAAAUCUUGAAGUAAAAAAUGGAGGGAAUUGUGAACACAGUCCAGUGGAUUUAAGCAAGGUGGACCUUCAUUUCAUGAAAAAAAUUCCCACUGGGGCAGAGGCCUCCAAUGUCUUGGUCGGAGAGGUGGAUACUCUGGACCACCCCAUUGUUGCCUUUGUGAGGCUGUCUCCAGCUGUUCUUCUCUCAGGCCUGACGGAAGUGCCAAUCCCAACAAGGUUUUUGUUUAUCUUAUUGGGUCCGGUAGGGAAAGCUCAGCAGUACCAUGAGAUUGGCAGAUCCAUGGCCACCAUCAUGACAGAUGAGAUUUUUCAUGAUGUGGCAUAUAAGGCAAAAGAGCGAGAUGAUCUUCUAGCAGGGAUUGAUGAGUUCCUGGACCAGGUGACAGUACUCCCUCCAGGGGAGUGGGAUCCUUCCAUUAGAAUUGAGCCACCCAAAAAUGUCCCUUCCCAGGAGAAAAGGAAAAUGCCUGGCAUUCCAAAUGGAAACAUUUGUCACAUAGAAUCAGAGCCACAUGGAGGCCACAGUGGGCCAGAACUUCAACGUACUGGGCGGCUGUUUGGGGGCUUGGUGCUGGACAUCAAGCGGAAAGCCCCCUGGUACUGGAGUGACUACCGGGAUGCACUGAGCUUGCAGUGUUUGGCCUCCUUUUUGUUCCUGUACUGUGCCUGCAUGUCACCUGUCAUCACCUUUGGGGGAUUGCUCGGAGAAGCCACUGAGGGACGCAUAAGUGCAAUUGAAUCCUUGUUUGGAGCCUCCAUGACUGGGAUUGCUUAUUCCUUGUUUGCGGGACAAGCUCUCACCAUCCUGGGAAGUACAGGGCCAGUGCUCGUGUUUGAAAAGAUUUUGUUCAAAUUCUGCAAAGACUACGCUCUUUCAUACCUCUCCCUGCGAGCUUGUAUUGGGCUGUGGACCGCCUUCCUGUGUAUUGUCCUUGUGGCAACUGAUGCCAGUUCCCUUGUCUGCUAUAUUACCCGCUUCACUGAGGAAGCAUUUGCCUCCCUGAUUUGUAUUAUUUUCAUCUAUGAAGCAAUAGAAAAGCUGAUUCACCUGGCAGAGACCUACCCCAUCCACAUGCACAGCCAGCUGGACCACCUUAGCCUCUAUUACUGCAGGUGUGCUUUCCCAGAGAAUCCAAACAACCACACCCUACAAUACUGGAAGGACCAUAACAUCACGCCAUCAGAAGUCAACUGGGCCAACCUGACUGUUAGUGAAUGCCAGGAGCUGCAUGGAGAGUUCAUGGGAUCUGCAUGUGGCCACCAUGGACCCUACACCCCUGAUGUGCUCUUUUGGUCCUGCAUUCUCUUUUUCACCACCUUCAUCCUCUCAAGCACCUUAAAGACAUUCAAGACAAGCCGCUAUUUCCCAACCAGAGUACGCUCCAUGGUGAGUGAUUUUGCUGUUUUCCUCACUAUCUUAACAAUGGUGAUUAUUGAUUUUUUGAUUGGCGUGCCAUCACCAAAGCUUCAAGUCCCCAGCGUGUUCAAGCCUACAAGGGAUGAUCGGGGGUGGAUUAUCAGUCCCAUUGGCCCAAAUCCCUGGUGGACUGUGCUAGCUGCAAUUAUCCCAGCUCUUCUCUGUACUAUCUUAAUAUUCAUGGACCAGCAGAUCACAGCUGUCAUCAUUAACAGGAAGGAACACAAGCUCAAGAAAGGCUGUGGCUAUCACCUGGACCUGCUAAUGGUGGCCAUCAUGCUGGGUGUCUGCUCCAUCAUGGGCCUGCCCUGGUUUGUGGCUGCAACUGUCCUGUCCAUCACGCAUGUGAACAGCCUCAAACUGGAAUCUGAGUGCUCUGCUCCUGGAGAGCAGCCCAAGUUCUUAGGUAUCCGAGAGCAGAGAGUGACAGGCCUUAUGAUCUUUGUGCUGAUGGGCUGCUCAGUCUUCAUGACAACUGUAUUAAAGUUUAUUCCGAUGCCAGUACUUUAUGGAGUUUUCCUCUAUAUGGGAGUUUCUUCACUACAGGGAAUUCAGUUCUUUGACCGUCUGAAGCUCUUUGGGAUGCCUGCGAAGCACCAGCCGGACUUUAUCUACCUGCGGCACGUGCCACUGCGCAAAGUGCACCUCUUCACCCUCAUCCAGCUGACCUGCCUUGUCCUGCUGUGGGUCAUCAAGGCAUCUCCAGCUGCCAUUGUCUUUCCAAUGAUGGUUUUGGCUUUGGUCUUUGUCAGGAAAGUCAUGGAUCUCUGUUUCUCCAAGCGAGAGCUGAGUUGGUUAGAUGAUCUCAUGCCUGAAAGCAAAAAGAAGAAGUUGGAUGAUGCCAAAAAGAAAGCCAAGGAGGAAGAGGAGGCUGAGAAAAUGUUAGAAAUGGGAGGAGACAAGUUCUCCUUGGAGAGCAGGAAAUUACUAAGUAGUCCUGGAAAGAACAUCAGUUUCAGAUGUGACCCCUCUGAGAUUAAUAUUUCUGAUGAAAUGCCUAAAACUACAGUCUGGAAAGCUCUCAGCAUGAAUUCUGGAAAUACAAAGGAAAAGAGUCUCUUCAACUAAGAUUCUUUGCUCGGAUGGAAGAUUUGGGCCAUGAGGUGCCUCAGGGAAGUUCUGGUUACAGAGAAGAUGGUGCGUCUCUCAGAGAAGAAGCAAGACCAAGUCUGGUCCUGUCCUUGAUCAUGUCAAAGCCAUGCUGAAGCAUUCAGUUAUUCUUGGUGUGCACUGGAGGGCCUCCAGCUAGCCCCAUACCAGCAGCCAGUCACCAGGUGAAAAUGGAAUCAAAAGACCACCUCCUUUUGGUACUUCUGUUCCUUUUCCUUGUCUUUCUCUUCAGAACUACCACCAUUGAAUACCCAGCUUCCCAUUUUCAGACAUUUUCUCUUGAACUCUCUGCUGGCCUACUGAGCCAUAUGGAUCCAUUCUGCCAUUGAGGAUUCCUUCAGUGGGGUCCCUGUUAUCAAAAGAAGUGGGGAGUUAAGGGAACCGAGAGGAAAAGGAAGUUUCUCCAGUCCUCUUGGCAUCUGCAGGCUCCAAGGCUGCCCUGGGCCUUGGUUUGAUUGAUUAUCCUGGGGGAAGCUGGUUGACCCAGAGGCCAUUAGAAGGGUCUCCUACUAGGAGGGUCAGCGAUUUGGGCAUGGUCAGCCCUUACCAUUGCAGCCGGGAAGAUGGCUCUGACUCAGAUGCAUCUUUAUCAUUUCCUAGCAGCAGCCUGCAUAAGUCAGUGAGAACCUUAGAAAAUGAAAGAGUGAAGAAGGACAUUGUUCAGCUUAGGCAGGAAAAGGCUCAGGGGAAAAUCAACAAUAAAAGGGGAUGUGUCUCUUCUCUUGGUUUUCAUUGAGCAUAUAAUAAUGAGCUUCAGUUGCUACGGAAGAAAUUAGUAUAGACACCAGGAAGGACUUUAUAGCCUAAGAUUUGUCUAAGUGUCUGCUUUCUAGAUAUUUGGUAAAGGGCUGAUAAUAGUUGUUUGUGAGUAGAAAGGAGGAUGAAGUGUUUUUAUUGACCAUUUUGUGGGAAGAUUUGAUGUCUUGCUGCUGUCCCUUGAGGACACAUUCUGAUUCCAUUCCUGGAGAGAUCCAAGUGCUUAUGUAAUGUCUCCUUAGCUGCCUUAGUAGUGAACCAUCAUCAACUCGAUGGACCAAAACCAGCUUCAGCCAUGUGGUUUCUUCAUCAUCAUGGAUUUCUGUUGGUUGACAAACAUUCUGGCUCUCAGACAUAAAAAGCCACACUAGGAAAAGAACUGUAAAUGGUAAAAUUAAUUUUUGAAUUUUGUUUAAAUCUCUAUUUAUAGUUUUUAUCUUCUAUGUUACAAUGAAUGUCAAGGGUUUGGGCUCCAGUGUGUUUAGACCUUACCUUCCUUGUGCAUUAAUGUGACUAACAAGCACACUGGCACCCAGGGAAUCCCAUCAUAGUAGUUUUCCAUCCUGGAAAAUCUUUGUACAGUGGGAAAUUCCUGUGGUGUGUUUUCCUUUUGUAGUUGAAGAGCAAUGUGCCUCGACCUCGCUGGCACCCUGCCUGUCUCUUAUCCGUUGAUCUGUUUCUAAAUGAUUCCUCCCUCCCCUCUCUUCUGGGUAUGUCCUUUCUCAUCUACCCUCACUAAAGACCCCUCUGGAUCUGGGAAAAGGGGAAGUUUCCCUGGACCCCUACAUUAGGACUUUUUAAAAUGUCGUCAAGUUUAGAUUUUUAUGAAUAGAAAAGGUUAACUGGAGAUUUAGUUUUAAAAAUUAAUGUUGAAUUUAUUGAAGUUACAAUCCCCCAAAAGAAUGAUUUCUUAAGCUGUUAAAUUCAGAAAAUAAAUCUUAUUAUUCUAUUCAGAAGUCUAGCAAAUAUUAGCACUUAAUAUCUUCAAGCUGUUUAAACUUCAUUUAUAAAUUUAACUUGAUUUCCUCUUUUGAUGUCCUUAGAUUGUCUGACUUAACUAAAGAAAACCUUUCAGAGUACUUAAACUCUUACAAAACUGAUAUGUUAAACUUACAAAAGAUGGCAAAGUUCAAGUUCUCUUGAUUGUUCUAAUAUUGUGUUUAAACUCGGUAAAUUUUCAACUUAAUUAUUGAAUUAUACAUUUUUAAAUUAUGUGAUUAAUCUAAUAUGGCAAAUUUUCUUAAAAUACCUAACAUACUCAUUUAUUUUUAAGCUUAGCACAAAAAUAUUAAUACUGUAGGCUUGAUUUGAUUAGAUUUGCAAAAUCUUUCCAGCGAUAAAGAUGUUACCCUUCAAAUAAUUUUUGAAAUAAUCCUUUCCUAGUGAUUGUUGGGAUGCACUUCUCAGCUUGGUGAGAUUUCUUCAUCAGAUUUAUUGGUUGGAGUCAGUGACAAUGGUGGAUCCUUGUCAGUGACAAUGGCGGGACAUAUUGAAUCCUACCCAUAGUGGCGAUAUGUAUGCCCUCCAAAUGGGGUGGUCCUGCCUUCCAGUUACACAUAACUAAUUUUUCCUUCUAUUUAUGGAAGAGUUCAAUCCCCACCCCAUUGGGUACAUCACUUUAUUGAAUUUUGUAUUCCUUGGCUCUUAAAAUGUGUUAAUUUAUUCUAGUUUACUCUAAGGACCUCUGAUGUUGAAAGACUCCCACCUUUUAAUUAUUUAAAAUUAUUUUAAUACAGUGAUGAUUUUCAAAAUAUUUAACAACUGGUACAAGAUGGACACCAGCCACUCAGAAUGGAUACCUGCUGUAAGCAAGCAAUGUGCAUAGCUCUACUGGUGCCUAUUGGCUGAAUGUCAGGCUGUUUUCAAAUGUUAAAAUGAUAUCCUCUUGAAUUUUGGGUACUGUUCCUAGUAUAUCUGGUUUAUAGUCACAAGUCUGUUUUAAGGACAGUCUCAGCUUCCCUUCAUAUGGUGCAGACAGGAUCAGGCAUGUUUCUCUGAACUAUAUGGGCAUUAAAAUUGUUGCAAGCCAAAGCUUCACAAUUUAUCACUUUAGGAUAAAUAUAAUAAUUGUACCGUUUACUUCCCUAACUUGUAAAAAUUAAAAGGCAACCUGCUGAUGUGAAAGCUUUUUUGCUGACUUUUCCCUAUCCCUUUCUGGCCGCUUCCUUGAGCUUGCCUCCUUCUUCAUCUUCUUUUCUUUGUUCUCUGGGAACAUCUUCCCUUUCUUCUUCCAUCUUGCCCCUCUCAUCUUUUCCUGCUGCCUCACUGUAAGGAGGCUGGUGACUUCUUAACUUAUUCCCCUAGCUUCGGCAAGGCUGUAAGGAAUGCAACAGAGAAGAGCCUAAUGCAGUGAAACCAGGUGACAAGAUCACUCAGAAAAAUGCCUCUCUGAAGGCAGUGAUGUCUUGUGAUACCUUUUAUUCUCUAGGCUUCUUGAGAGCAGGAAACCUGUCUGUGUUAACUCUAAAUUUUGGGUCCUUCCCAAGCUAGAUCCUCCCAGGUAAACAGUCCUUUAGGAAUUUUAUCUACUUUGGAAGGCUAUUCCAACCAUUUUAGGCCACUAGAUUUUUCUCAACCAAUACCAGAAUUGUUUCUGCUAUAUCUCGGUGGCAGGAACCAUUCCCUACUUUUACUCUCUCCUCUUUCCCAAUUCUUGCCAAACAUUCAACCCUAGCCCUGGCUGCUUCCUUGUUCAGGUCUGUGGCUGGUGGCCAUGGUGGCAGAGAGUCAAGCUAAGCAGUGUUUGGGGGUAGGAAAUUGGGAGUGGAGGUGAAGCAGCAGCAGCGUGUGUAUGUGUAUGUACACAUUAGUGUUUAUCAACAAAGGAGAGUGUAACCACAAGAUUUCAUUGCUACUAUUAAAAAGCCUUUAUACACCUAGCAGUGGGUGACUGUAAAAACAUGGUCAUUCUCUCAUCUGGGGGAGUUCCAUUGCAGCUUUCUCCAGCAGAAGAGUUUGAGGGUGAACAUAAGCAGAUUAAUAUUUAAAAAGCAAAUUUAUAAAUAGAAAAAGGAGUUUAAACAUCACAUUAAGGAGAAACUGACUUAGGGACAGGAGGCAAGGCAAAUAGUUAGAUGCUUUCUGUGCCUAGGUUUACUUGAGCCAGAGAUACGGUCUGCUGCUUUUAUGACAAGGGGAGAUUUCAGGAAUAGUUUGAGUGUUGGCAGGAUAAUGAAUGCCCUGAUAGGCUGGCGAGUAGAAGUAGGAAGUAAUGUGUAGUGGAGUCUUGGUUCUAAGAGGGAAGAACUGGAGUUGCUAAGUGGGUUGGUUACUUCCUGGUCCAUGACUUUUUGGGAAGGGUCUGGAGGGAUGAUGAAGACCAGCAGAAAUAUGCUGUGAAAUAGUCAAAUAUGUUUGGUUGCAUAAGACGCAGGCUGGCUCUUUGUUGCUGUGUAUCUGGUAUUUCAAACUUCUGACAGCAGAGUUUUCAGGAGAUCUCAUCUUUAUCACAUUCAGCUCCUAUCCCCAUCUUCUUAUGCAUAGAAAGUUGCCUUUGGGGUCAAGGAGUAGUGAACCAUGUAUUUCCAAAAGCCAGUGUGAAUAGGUGCUCUUUCCCUUUGUCUGGGAUGGGAUUGGCUUUUAGAUUAGUCAUAAAUAUCUGAUAAAGUCUGGUAUAUGCUCAGUCCCAGGCUUGAUUGAUGUCUCCAGCUAUGACCACAUUACCUUCAAGUCCUCUGGUUGGGGAAAUCUGUAGUUUCUGGCUGAUCAGAAUAGGCAGUUCCUUGUUCUGCUUUAUUUUCUACCCACUCAACUCUCCAGACUUCCCUCUAAGAUGAGUCAUUAAUUCUCCUUGAAUCUUCUCUGUUGAUUUCAGUGUCCAUGUUUUGAACUCUUCCAGUUCUCCUGAAACAUAAAAGGCUUGGCCCCAGGGCCCCUGGAUUUCCGGGGUUUUUUUUGUUUGUUUGUUUGUUUUUAUCUUUGGCCUUCAUUCGUUCUUUUUUAUUUAUUUAUUUGUUUAAUAAAUUUUAUUUUGAAAUAAAUUCAAUCUUACAGGAACAGUUGCAAAAACAGUACAAAUCCCAUACAUAGAACUCCAUCAUACCCCGACCCCCUUCCACUGAUACCCCAUCCAUCACAUUUAACAUCCUGUCACACCAUUUCUUUCUUUCCCUCCCUCUCUCCCUCCCUCCCUCCCUCCCUAUCUAUCAUCCAUCAUCUAU
Molecule: messenger RNA, 8376 nt
Organism: Choloepus didactylus (southern two-toed sloth)
Lineage: Eukaryota; Metazoa; Chordata; Mammalia; Pilosa; Megalonychidae
Gene: SLC4A8
Product: solute carrier family 4 member 8
Exons: 25
Coding region: 140-3418 (1092 amino acids)
Biological process (GO): bicarbonate transport; transmembrane transport; regulation of intracellular pH
Cellular component (GO): plasma membrane
Molecular function (GO): sodium:bicarbonate symporter activity; monoatomic anion transmembrane transporter activity; solute:inorganic anion antiporter activity
Source: RefSeq, a predicted model, not a curated record